AUGGCUGAGGAACAAAAUUCCAUAGUACCCGAAAAUGACAAAUAUAAACAGCCCAUUGAGGAUGGCUUUGCAGAAUAUGAAGUUUCCAAAAAGCGAGCAAAGAGUACUUCAAUUGUUUGGGAACAUUUUGAGCUAAUCAGAAAUGAUACAAAUGAUGCCAAAGCGAAAUGUAAGCACUGUAAGUCUAUUUUGGGUGCUGCUACAAAAAAUGGAACAUCACAUUUAAGGCGUCAUUUAACUAAAUGCUCAAAACAUGGAAAUGCAGAUAUUAAACAAUUUCUUAUAGGUAGUGAAGUAUUAAGUGAUGGGAGUAAUUCUAUAAAGAAUUAUAAGUUUGAUCAUGAUGUAUUGCGCCAUUGCAUUAGCAUGUUUGUUGUUGAAGGUUCUCAUCCUUUUACUAUUUUGGAAGAAAAGGGUUUUAGGCGCAUGUUGUGUAAGGCGUGUCCUCAAUUUAGAGCAUAUAGUAGGCAUACUCUAAAAAGAGACAUUCUUUCUUUGUAUGUGAAAGAAAGGGAUAACCUUAGAGAAAUGAUUUUCAAUGCUCCUGGUAAAAUUUAUUUGACAACUGAUAAUUGGAAGAGUCAACAUACAAAAGUUGAGUAUAUUUUCAUUACUGCUCAUUUUAUUGAUGAUAAGUGGAAACUACAAAAGAGAAUUUUGAGAUUUAGAGCAUUAGUUCCACCUUAUGACGGCCUGUGCAUAGCUGAUGAGAUUGACUUAUUUUUAUCUCAAUGGAAUUUGAAGCAUAAAAUAUUUUCAAUCACUGCUGAUAAUGCUUCUUACAAUGAUACUAUGAUUUCUAUCCUUAAUGGUCGUCUCGCAACAAAAGAGUUCCUUGUAUAUAAUGGAGAGUUUUUUCAAAUCCGUUGUUGUGCUCAUAUCUUAAACUUAAUCGUACAAUCAUGUUUGGAUAGUAUCAGUGAUAUUAUUAAUAAGAUCAGAGAAAUUAUGAAGUAUAUUGAUAAAUCACAGAUACGUAAAAAAAAAGUUUUUUGA
Ricinus communis (castor bean) is the source of this 996-nucleotide messenger RNA. Its product is annotated as zinc finger BED domain-containing protein RICESLEEPER 3-like. NCBI's taxonomy places the organism in Eukaryota, Viridiplantae, Streptophyta, Magnoliopsida, Malpighiales, Euphorbiaceae. The transcript has a single exon. The record is from RefSeq and is a predicted model, not a curated record. The coding region runs from base 1 to 996 and encodes 331 amino acids. Gene Ontology annotation, molecular function: DNA binding.